AUGACUUUUCAGGUGAAAUGUGGAUCGUUGGUUGCCAAAAUGCAUGUGGAAUUGUUUCUCUGCCCAGGCAUCCAUCAACCGUGCAUUGAGUUCGAAAAAGAAAUGAUUACGCCAAAGGAGUUCACAGUGAGAGCUAAUAAAGACAAGCAGAAGGAUUGGAAAGGCAGCAUAAGAAUAGGAAAAUCGAACUUGAGAUCGUUGAUGGAAAUGCAUUCUUUUGACUUCUUCAACCAUUCACACUUCUGUUCGGCAAAAUGUCAGAGUCGCAAUUACAUCACACCGAAGGCAAGGGACUCCGAUAAAGGAAGAAGGAGGAGUAGUACUUCACAAGCUGAGACCAAUACUGUUCAAAUAUCGGAGCUAUUCAGCUCGCGUCUUUUUGCUUCAACUGGUUGCCGUCUUGAGCCGAUCUCCUUCUGGAACGAGAUGAAUAAGUUUGGAUUGUUAGACCAACUUGUCGAUCAGCUACUGGAAUGCCUCUCCAAUGUGAAAUGUGCUGCUAAGACUGGUGGCCUUGCUUGGGCAGCUCCAGCACUAACACGCGUCGUUUCUGUGCUGAAUAUGGGCGAUCAGCUGGUGAACAGUAUCAACUCUAAACCAAUCGGGGAGUCACACUUAAGCAAGCCACGUCUAUCCAUGGAUUCAGUAUACAACGGCAAUCGAAAGCGUUCCUUAGAUGAGUCAUCUCAAAGCUCUCUGUCUCGAUACUCACCAGACGUCAAACGUCCUCGAGUACAGUAUCCUACAAGCGUAAUGACGGCACUGGAUAUGGAUCCCCGUGUGCUACAGGCACUUGCGCAAGCACAACUUCGCCUCAGCCAUGAAACUGAGAGAACAUUCAUGCAAAGCAUGAUGCCAUUAACUAUUCCUGGAGCACUGCCAACACCAACGUUCGACUAA
Ostertagia ostertagi is the source of this 900-nucleotide messenger RNA. The record is from the annotation of a GenBank genome assembly. Lineage: Eukaryota; Metazoa; Nematoda; Chromadorea; Rhabditida; Trichostrongylidae.